Molecule: messenger RNA, 949 nt
Organism: Malania oleifera
Lineage: Eukaryota; Viridiplantae; Streptophyta; Magnoliopsida; Santalales; Ximeniaceae
Exons: 2
Coding region: 140-694 (184 amino acids)
Source: RefSeq, a predicted model, not a curated record
ACACUACUGUUGUCAUCCCCUAUGGCUAUAAAUAAACGAAGGCCCAGCGGCCUCAGUGCCCAUAGCAGCAGCAGCUGGUGUAGUACUCUUUAACAAAGAGAGAAAUUAAACACAUACAGCUCAGCAACUAUACAGAGAUAUGGCGGUUGGUCAGCAGGCAGCAGCAGAAGCAGCUAAGUCCUCUCUGAGUAUCUUCUGUGUUACCCUCCUGCUAAUUUCCACCCAGCUGCUGAUUCAAUCCCCCACAGUGCUUGCAGCUCCACCAGCUUUAGUAUCAUCCCAGCAGUCAAGAAAAGAAGAGAAGGUCGUCAUCAACAAGAUGCAUGGGGGGCUUAAGGACAAUAAACGUACUCGCUUGACAGAGCCACUGGAUAGCAAUAAACGUACUCGCUUGACAGAGCCACUGGAUAGCAAUAAACGUACUCGCUUGACAGAGCCACUGGGUAGCAAUAAACUUACUCGCUUGACAGAGCCACUGGAUAGCAAUAAACGUACUCGCUUGACAGAGCCACUGGGUAGCAAUAAAAUGACUCGCUUGACAGAGCCACUGGGUAGCAAUAAACUUACUCGCUUGACAGAGCCACUGGAUAGCAAUAAACGUACUCGCUUGACAGAGCCACUGGAUAGCAAUAAACGUACUCGCUUGACAGAGCCACUAGGUAGCGGGCACAAGCACCCUCGCAUGCACCCCUAAGCUGAAUGAUAUCAGAUGCACAAUUACACAGAGUCAAUAAUUAUUUGGCUUAUUUAUCUUUCCUAAUUUGUGAAUCACUCUUAAAGUGAUGUUAUUGUGGGAUUGCUUUAAUGUUUGACUAGCUAGCUAGUAAUUAGAAGAUAUAAAUGUCUAUGUUUGUAUGUGUGUGCUUGAUCAUAUAAUAUGUGAAGAUGUAAAAUUGAUGCACCUUUUGUACAAUGAGAUGUUUUGUGCUAAUAAAUUUGUAUUUUCAUC